Molecule: messenger RNA, 3998 nt
Organism: Pezoporus flaviventris
Lineage: Eukaryota; Metazoa; Chordata; Aves; Psittaciformes; Psittacidae
Gene: SSPN
Product: sarcospan
Exons: 3
Coding region: 182-940 (252 amino acids)
Cellular component (GO): dystrophin-associated glycoprotein complex; sarcolemma
Source: RefSeq, a predicted model, not a curated record
UGUGGCAUUUUGAAGCUCUGACAAUCUGCUCCAAAUGUUUUCCAUAUUUGUUCAGCCUCCUUGAUUCAAAUACCAGGAACAACUCAGCCAGCACAAAGCAAAGCUUUGGGGGGCAAAAAACCUCACACCCCCAUCAGUGUGCGCACACACACACGCACGUGAAAACCUAAAGUUCAUCGGCAUGGGAAAGAAGGAGAAGAAACCCCAGCACAGCACGUCCCUGAAGGCACCUGAAGGGGAGAGAGGCACUGACUCGAGCAAGACGCAGGAGUCUGAGAUGAAGAAGAAGAAGCGGAAGAAAACCAAGGGGGAUCCCAAAGCUGGCCAGGAGGAGGAAUCCCAUACUUGUUGUGGCUGCCGUUUCCCACUGCUGUUUGCUUUGUUGCAGCUGGCAUUAGGCGUCUCUGUAACAGUGCUGGGCUUCCUUAUGGCAGGCAUCAGUUCUUCUCUGCUAGUCAGAGACACUCCAUAUUGGGCUGGGAUAAUUGUCUGUGUGGUGUCCUUAGUGGGAUUUGUUAUGCUUUGCAUUUCAUACCAACCUGAUGAGAAGACGUGUGUGCAGUUCACAGUAAAGUUGAUGUAUUUUCUCCUGAGUGCCGUGGGUCUGGUUGCCUGUGUUUUGGCAGUGGCUUUUGCUGCACACCAUUAUUUGCAGAUGACAAAAUUUACCUGCAACACCAUCUUUGAGUCCUGCCAGUGCAAACUGGACACUGAAGACCCCCUUGGUAGAACCUUCAUCUACCAGGAUGCAGCUGACUGUGACAGCCUCACUAGCAUGCUCAACCUGUACUUACUUCUGCAGAUGGCUCUCAACCUGGUCGCAGCCCUGGUGUGUCUAUCGGCAUGCUUCGUGAUGUGGAAGCAUAGAUACCAGGUCUUCUAUGUGGGAGUUCGGUUUUACUCUUUAACUGCUACUGAAGGCCAGAAACAGAAAGUGUAGUUCUGGGCUGGCAGGGGUUAGCCAAGGAAUAGAAAAUGUCAGCAUACUGCCACCAUAGACACCACAGAUGGAUGAGCAUUUACAAGGUUUUUGACAGGGAAAAGCAUUCACACAGUUUAAUGAAUACAUUUUUCAAUCAUUUUAAGAGCAUUUCAUAUGACUGCUCUUGCAAAAGGUCUCUUGUGAGAUGAUGUAGAGGUCACAAAGUCCUAAAAAUGCAGCUGUACAAAUACUCACCAAAGAGGAUCUUUAAUAGCCAUAGACAAAAUGAGAGCUUAAAAAAUCAUUGGGAACUCAUCUGCAGGUCUACAGCUGUUAAGAUAAAGGGUCCAUUUCCAUCCCUGGUAUCUGUCCUUGCCUUCAGAGAAGCUAUACCAAUUUUUAUGAGACAAGGAUCUGGUCCAAAGUUCUUAAUUAUAAUUAUGCUGAUCAUGCCUAGGGAAUAUAUUGUCUCUUGGAUGCUCUGGGCAUAACCCACACUAACUUAAUGAGGGCUUAACAUAUGGAAAAUUAAUAAGGGAGGUCAAGAUUCUUCAAAUGAAGGUUGAGACCAACAGCAAAGUGAAUAUAAACAACUGCCAUAUAAAAUAUAUGUAAGACUUUUCAGAGUGACUAAUGAUACAGGUUACCAAUUACUAGUAAACAACAGUAUGAGUGGGUUCACUAAUGGGAAUUUGGGGAUAUUUUUGAUCCCCAGACAGAUUCCUCCCCACUUUCAGAGAAAAGAUCAAUUAAGAAACCUUGAGUUGCACUCCCAAAGUGGAGGACCCUAAAUCACUAGUCACGUUGAAAACUAUGUUGACAUUGCUCUAAUUGCAAUCCCAGGUCCCAAACCCGGUGUCUAACCAGUUCCACCAAUUAUACUCCAAGCACAAAAGGCCAAAUGCAUUUUUGGUGUAACUCCUCUGAAGACAAUCAGCCUUAUGAACCAGCAGUGGAGUUGGGCCAAAAGCCCUGAAAGAUAUAUCCCUGCAACAAUGAAUGUUUUUAAAAUGGGGUGGAGGGAGGGAAGCAAGAAGAGACUGCCAGUCUCCCAAAGACAUCAUUUAUAAUGAUGAAGGCAAAAGAAUAGCUUUCUUAAUAUGCAGUAUAGAAUAACAAACCACAUUCAAGCAGUGCUUUUUCACUGUGAAAGUGUGGCUCUAGAAGUGCUUUAUGACUUACUAGCCUUAUACCAUGACAAGUAUGUUGGUUUGUCCCUUGAACUUACAUUUCUACUAGCACAGCAUGGACUUCCAAAUGUAGGAGCAAUUCCAAACUGGCAGCAUUUUGCACUGCCUGCUGAUAGAUAUCUGUGCAAGGGCAAGCCAGCUGGUGCUCACACCCUGCCAUAAAUAGGGAUUUCCCUAUCCUGGCCAGGACAUGGGUGUCUCUGAGGUGGGGUGGAGCAAUCACAUGCCUGAAAAACUGUGCCAUAAUCAUUAGCAAGGAGGAAGCAAAUAAAAUUUCAAGAAGGCUUCAAAGAAGCAAAGCCUUUCUGUUUCUGCAGCAAAAAUAGCCACCAGGAAGUCAAAACCCCAGUCUGGCAAACAGCUAGUUGUCUAAGUAGUUCUAAUAUUACCCGAAAACUCUUCCUUAUGGUGAUCAUACAUCAUCCCAGGGCUAGACCAGUAUACCUGCAGCAUCAGAAAAUCACAGUGUAGUUAGGUCUCCUACGGUCCACCUGCAGCACUGCUCUGGGUAUGUACUCAAGUGUUUCUCAUGGAAUGUGUUUCUAGAGUAGACAUAGUGUCACCAGGGUGCUCUUUGCCAAGCUGCAAAGAGAGGAGCUUCAGAAAAUGAAGGAUUUUGAGACCAGCUUCCAAAUGGUCUUUUUUUUUAUGCACCCAAAAAUAGCAGUCACUAGUAAGCUUGACUGUGGGGCAAUUUGCUUGCGUACAUGUCACCACACACCCGACGUCCUAAGCCUGGCUCUCAGGCAUGCUUGGAGGAAGCUGAGAUAGCAGUGGAAGGUACAGGAAGGCUGGCGAUGUAAGACCCUGCUGUCAGCAUUGGAGGGGCCAUCUGUGUGGUGCCAGGAACCAGUCUGUCUCCUCAAACCCAUUGGAGCGUGCUUGCAAGCAGCACUUGUGGACCUGUACCACAGCCAGCCUUCUAUAUGAGAUGGAUGCACAGGCGUGCCUCUUCACCUGCUACUUGUACUCAGAUGCUGGUUUGUCCCCCCAUUCCUCACAUGACUCCAGCUGUGAUCUCUGUGGAAGUGCACGGCAGAGGACAGAACUUCCUUCUACCUACAGGACCCUUGCUGUCCCUGCUUUUCCCUCCAGUCAAAAACGUGGUCUCUCCUCUCUGCAAAGAAGAUAACAAGAAGCAGGAAAGGAAUUGAGGGGAGGCUGAAUGACAGCUGAGCUUUGGCGCUUCCUCCCACCCUUGCCACCAGGCGCUGCCCCCUAACGGCUGGUGAAGCGAGAGGAAGGCUCUGCUGGCAGAGCAGGGCAUGUUUUCCACCCUGCCCUUUCCCAGAUAUCCCUGUUCAGAAGGUAACUUGGUGUGCAGGGCUCUAGGCUGUGGUGUCUGCAGGCUGGCAGCAGCAAGCUGUUGUGAGAAACAGCUGUCCUGGCUGGCCCUGGCUGAGUGGCAUUUCCACCAGAGCAGGCUUUUGUCUCCUUAAUCCUUUUACCUCCAUUUCACCCACGUUUUCACUCCCUGUCUCCCAACACCUCCAAGGUGCUGGGCUUCCAGAGGCCAGCUCUGUUAGAUGGGGCUGGGCUUGCAUUGCCUGGACUCUGCCUUACCCACUCCCGGGAUUAAACUUGCUGGGACUCCUCUAAAGCGUGAAAGACAUGGUGGUAAUGAUCUCAGAGUCCUGAAAAUGCCUCCAGUGAAGCAACAGGGAAAAGAUGGGAGAUCUGGAUGAGAGACCCUGCUCCACUGAACAAGAUGCGCACCUUCACAGAAGUGCACCCUCCAAUUCCGGGGGCCGCCGUUGCUGACUUCGGUUCACUGAUCAGCGUGCUGAAGCUUAAACCUUUGCUCUGGAAGUAAACAAUAUUCAUCAUGUAUUCUGGUGGUGCUUUGCUGCUUAAUGAAUAAAUAUGGAGCAUUUUGAUCUAGCAAA